This is a messenger RNA of Bombina bombina (fire-bellied toad), 3341 nucleotides long. RefSeq names its product potassium channel tetramerization domain containing 3 (gene KCTD3). The record is from RefSeq and is a predicted model, not a curated record. NCBI's taxonomy places the organism in Eukaryota, Metazoa, Chordata, Amphibia, Anura, Bombinatoridae. Gene Ontology annotation, molecular function: protein binding. Gene Ontology annotation, biological process: protein homooligomerization.
UGCUGCUAGAAUCAUGGGAGAGAGGAAUGAAGACUGUAGUAACUGGACGCUGGACUUUCUCCUCCUCUGAUGAGUAAGAGAAUAAAGCAGGCUGCUGCGCCAUAGCCCUGGUGGGCUCGGGGCCCUGCAGGCACUGGGAUCCCGGGAUCAGAGGAGCAUAAGCAAAGGACUGCAGGGAAGAGGAAGGAGGCCGCUGCUGACAUGGCUGGGAAUUGCAGCAGCUUCAGCCCUGGAAGUGGGGACAUCAUCCAGCUGAAUGUAGGAGGCACCAGGUUCAGCACUUCCAAGCAAACACUUAUGUGGAUUCCAGACUCCUUCUUUUCUAGUUUACUUAGCGGAAGAAUUUCAACACUACGGGAUGAAACUGGAGCGGAUGUGACUUCAUUACCUGAAGAGAUAUUUAUAGAUAGAGAUCCAACAGCAUUUGCACCUAUCUUAAAUUUCCUUCGAACAAAAGAACUGGACUUAAGGGGAGUGAGUUUGAAUGUUCUCAGGCACGAAGCAGAAUUUUAUGGAAUUACUCCCUUGGUAAGAAGACUCCUUUUAUGUGAAGAACUUGAACGUUCAUCAUGUGGAAGUGUCCUGUUUCAUGGCUAUUUACCUCCGCCAGCAAUUCCUAGCCGUAAGUUUACAUGUGAUGCGCCCUCUUCAGCAGAUGUCAGUACAGGGCAAAGAGCGGGUGAAGCAGCUGGCCAAACCAGUGCUCUGCAACCAACACUUGCAGCUGCAGAGGGAAUGGUUAAACUUGGGUUCCCAGUGGAUCCAAGAAAAGUACUUAUCGUAGCAGGUCAUCACAAUUGGAUAGUCGCAGCAUAUGCUCAUUUUGUAGUAUGCUACAGAAUAAAGGAAUCUUCGGGCUGGCAACAGGUGUUUUCAAGUCCCUAUCUAGACUGGACUAUUGAGCGUGUUGCACUAAACGCUAAAGUUGUUGGAGGCCCCCAUGGGGAUAAAGACAAGAUGGUGGCUGUUGCGUCAGAAUGCAGUAUUAUUCUGUGGAACAUCCAGGACGGUAGCAGUGGCAGUGAAAUUGGUGUGUUUAAUCUCGGAGUUCCAGUGGAUGCUCUUUUCUUUAUUGGUAACCAGUUAGUGGCCACUAGCCACACAGGAAAAGUUGGAGUUUGGAAUGCUGUAACUCAGCACUGGCAGGUUCAAGAUGUUGUUCCCAUUACAAGUUAUGACACAGCUGGGUCAUUUCUUCUCUUAGGAUGUAACAAUGGAUCAAUUUAUUAUAUAGACAUGCAAAAAUUUCCUUUGCGCAUGAAGGACAAUGACCUUUUGGUGACAGAACUUUAUCAUGAUCCAUCCAAUGACGCCAUCACUGCUCUGAGUGUCUACCUCACCCCCAAAACGAGUGUGAGCGGGAAUUGGAUUGAGAUUGCUUAUGGCACAAGUUCUGGAGCCGUGAGGGUUAUUGUACAGCACCCUGAGACAGUUGGCUCCGGCCCUCAGCUGUUUCAGACUUUCACAGUUCAUCGAAGUCCUGUUACAAAGAUUAUGCUGUCUGAAAAACAUCUUGUGUCUGUUUGUGCUGAUAACAACCAUGUACGCACAUGGACGGUGACUCGAUUCAGAGGAAUGAUUUCCACACAGCCAGGUUCGACUCCUCUUGCGUCAUUCAAAAUAUUGUCCUUGGAAGAAACCGAAAGCCAUGGCAGUUAUUCGUCUGGAAAUGACAUUGGGCCUUUUGGGGAAAGAGAUGAUCAGCAAGUAUUUAUUCAGAAAGUUGUCCCCAUAACAAAUAAAUUAUUUGUCAGACUUUCUUCAACUGGAAAAAGAAUCUGUGAAAUUCAAGCUGUUGAUUGCACUACCAUCACAUGCUUUACUGUCCGAGAAUGUGAAGGCUCUAGUAGAAUGGGCUCAAGACCGCGACGCUAUCUCUUCACUGGACAUCUAAUGGAAGCAUUACAGAUGUGGGAUCUCACGACCGCAAUGGACAUGGUCACAAAAACAGAAGACAAAGAUGUUGGAGGGCCAACAGAAGAAGAGCUAUUAACAUUAUUAGACCAAUGUGAUCUCAGUUCAUCUCGUUGUGCCACGCCCAACAUCAGUCCAGCAACCUCUGUAGUUCACCAAAGCCGUCUACGGGACUCCAUUUCAAGUUUACAGCUUCACCAUGAAACAAUCCAUGAAACUCCAACCUAUGGCUCUGUGAGGCCUUACAGAGAGAGUCCACUUUUAGCAAGGGCAAGACGUACAGAAAGUUUUCACAGUUACAGGGACUUCCAGUCCUUUGGUUUUGGUAAACAUACAAUUGAAAAAUCAAGCCCAGACAAUGGGAGUUGUUUGAUAAAAAAUGAAGUAAAAACAUCUGAUCAGGAAAGCGAUGCAUCUGAUAAAAAGACUUCAUCAACACCAAGAGCAACCAAAGUGGUGGAUGGGCCAUCAGAUUUGUGCAAAGUUGCUGAGAAUGCAGACGUUCGGAAAAGAACUGUGGAUGAUGAUAAUGACUGCAAGUCAGAUGUUAAAAAGAAAAGUGGAUUUGAAGGGGCAUUUUUAGGUAGAAGAAAGAUUUCUCAAGUACCUCAUUUAGGAUCUCCCCAAAGUGCAAUGGAUGGUGGGAAUGAACCACCUGGUACGGCAUCUCCAUCUCCUACAAAGAGUACUACAUCACCACGUCGGAAAAAAAGUGAUUCCUCUUGUCAUGACUAUGCUUUGUGAUUACAGCGGCCAGCAAUGCUAUUGCUUUUUUUGAGCAUGUCCAUAUGAAAUAAGCUGGAUUAAAAUUCUCAACAAUAUCUUUGUUUUUGUUUUUUUCUGUUUUGCUAGUACGUCAUUAUGGUGUCUAUACAUGAAAUAUUUAUUCUUUCUAAAUCUUAGACAACUAAAGAGAGUGUAGCAAUACCUUGCCCUCUCAUGUAGCCAAGGGGUUACAACUAUGUUUCACCACUUUUUUCGCUUUGUAAUAUAGUCAUCUUAUGUUUGUUUUUGUUUUGUUUCAUCUAUGCAGUUUUUCUGCAACCAUGUACUUUUCUAAAUUUAGCUCAUUUUUUAGAAGGCUUUAUAAUAUAUGUAUGCUAGCUGAUAACUUAUUGAUAUGUAAAUUAUUUAUCCUAUUAUGAGCACUGAUAAAAUUUACUUUAAAAAAAUUAUCAAAGAUAUUUUAAAAUUGCCCUAUUUGCACAAGGUAUUUUUUUUUAAUUAUUUUACUGUGAUGCGUAAAAAGUGAGUCUUGUACAUAUAUGUUGCACUCUGGUGUUUAUAGUUUGACUUUUGCAAAAGGAAAAAAAAACAAUAUUGGAAAGCGAAGGAGAAUUUAACAAAAAGCAUUAAUUUGAAGAAAUGUUGCUUUGCUGUACAAUGUAAUUUUACAUAUUCCAGCAAUAAAAUAAUAAUCAAUUUAA